Molecule: messenger RNA, 609 nt
Organism: Acanthosepion pharaonis
Lineage: Eukaryota; Metazoa; Mollusca; Cephalopoda; Sepiida; Sepiidae
Source: the annotation of a GenBank genome assembly
AUGGAAAAAUGCUUUUUCUUCUUUCCUUUCUCUCUCUUCUUUCCUUUCUCUCUCUUCUUUCCCUUUUCUCUUUUUCCUUCCUUUUCUCUUUUUCUUUCCUUCCUCUUUCUUCUUCUUUCCUUCCUCUUUUCUCUCUUUUUUUUUUCUUUCUUUUCUUUCUCUUCUUUUUCCUCUUUCUCUCUUCUCUUCUUUUUCCUCUUUCUCUUUUCUUCUUUUUCCUCUUUCUCUCUUUUCUUUCUCUUUUCCCCUCUUUCUCUUUUCUCUCUUUUCUUCUUUUCUCUCUUUUCUCUUCUCUCUUCUUCUCUUUUCCUUUCUUUCCUCUUCUCUUUCUCUUUUCUCUUUCUCUUUUCUUUUCCUCUUUCUCUCUUCUCUCUUUCCUCUUUCUCUCUUCUCUCUUUCCUCUUUCUCUCUUUCCUCUUUCUCUCUUUCCUCUUUCUCUCUUCUCUCUUUCCUCUUUCUCUCUUCUCUCUUUCCUCUUUCCUCUUUCUUUUUUUCUUUCUCUCUUUCUUUUCUCUCUUUCUCUUUCUUUUUCUUUUUUCUUUCUCUUUCUCUUUCUUUUUCUCUUCUUUCUUUUCUUCUUCUUUUUCCUUUUUCUCUCUUCAACUUUAA